Molecule: messenger RNA, 742 nt
Organism: Equus quagga
Lineage: Eukaryota; Metazoa; Chordata; Mammalia; Perissodactyla; Equidae
Gene: RAB41
Product: RAB41, member RAS oncogene family
Molecular function (GO): GTPase activity; GTP binding
Source: RefSeq, a predicted model, not a curated record
UGCCCAGGCCUUGGGGCUACAUCGAAGGUGGCCAGCUUUGGUUGAGCGGAGACCACCGUGUGACCUCAGGCAGCGAGUGCCGCUCGCCUGCUGGUGUUGUAUGCCUUCGCACAUGCGGCCCACAGCAAAGCUUCAGCCUGGAAACCACCCGGAAACCAGACCCGAGGAUCAGUCUGUACACAAAUACAAAGUUGUGUUCCUGGGGGAGCAGAGUGUGGGGAAGACAAAGAUCAUCAUCCACUUCAUGUACAACAGCUUCGACUGCACCUGCCAGGCAACCACUGGAAUUGACUUCCUAAGUCAUGUACAGGACCAAAUAGUGAGUCUGCAGCUAUGGGACACAGUUGGUCAGGAGCGUUUUUGCAGCCCAAUUCCUAGCUACGUUCACGAUUCAACUAUUGCAGUGGUUAUCUAUGACAUCACAAACAUCAAUUCUUUCAAGGACACAGCUUAGUGGGUAGAUUAUUUAUGGGCAGAAAGUGGUGAUGAUGUCAUCACCAUGUUGGUGAGUAACAAGACUGAUCUGAACAACAAAAGAUGAGUCUCUGCAGAAGAGGGGGAAGAAAAACCCAGACACCUCAAUGCAAUGUUUACUGAGACCAGUGCCAAAACCAGUUACAAGGUGAAAAGUGUAAUACCCAUUUCUCUUUAUGAUGCUUCCAUUGCACUCUUGUCCCUAGCUAACCACCACUGCUUACUCUUUUGGAUAACCUUGGCUUGUCCUAUUGUGAGGUGGGGGUAA